Messenger RNA from Dioscorea cayenensis subsp. rotundata (Guinea yam), 1536 nucleotides. RefSeq names its product COP9 signalosome complex subunit 4. The record is from RefSeq and is a predicted model, not a curated record. The transcript has 14 exons. The coding region runs from base 74 to 1297 and encodes 407 amino acids. Gene Ontology annotation, cellular component: COP9 signalosome; cytosol. Lineage: Eukaryota; Viridiplantae; Streptophyta; Magnoliopsida; Dioscoreales; Dioscoreaceae.
UUUUCCCGGUGGCCGGGAGAGAACAAGGACAUUGAGAGCGGAGGAGGAACGCGAGCUUAGGGUUUUCGGAGCCAUGAGCGAGGAGGGGAACAAGGCCAUGGAGAGCGCUCUGGCUAGUGCCUCAUCGAUCUCCGAUCAGCGGCAGAAGAUCGAGCAGUACAAGCUCAUCCUCGCCUCCGUCCUUGCUUCUUUGCCCUCGGACAUCUCCCAUGCCAAGCGCCUCAUCGAUCACUUGGUAUCGGAUGAUGUGCCGCUGGUGGUGUCAAGGCAGUUGUUCCAGAGCUUCGCCCAGGAGUUGGGAAGGUUGGAGCCGGGCGUGCAGAUGGAGAUUGCGCUGUAUGCGUUGGCUCAGAUCCAGCCCCGGGUUGUCUCUUUUGAAGAACAGGUCAUAGUGUUGCGGGAGAAGCUCGCAGAAAUGUAUGAAUCUGAGCACCAGUGGUCAAAAGCAGCGCAAAUGCUAAGUGGAAUUGAUCUGGACUCAGGAAUAAGGGUGCUUGAUGAAACAUACAAGCUGUCCAAGUGUGUGCAAAUUGCUCGCCUUUAUCUUGAGGAUGAUGAUGCAGUAAAUGCUGAAGCAUUUAUCAAUAAAGCUUCUUUUUUGGUCAGCAACAGUCCACAUGAGGUCUUGAAUUUACAAUAUAAGGUUUGUUAUGCAAGGAUAUUAGAUUUAAAACGGAAGUUUCUGGAAGCUGCACUUCGUUAUUAUGACAUUUCACAAAUUGAAAAACGACAAAUUGGGGACGAAGAGAUCAAUGAGGAUGCACUAGAGCAAGCUCUCAGUGCUGCUGUCACCUGCACUAUACUGGCCGCUGCAGGUCCGCAACGGUCUCGUGUCCUAGCUAACUUAUACAAGGAUGAGAGGUGCUCGAAGUUGAAGAUUUACCCAAUAUUGCAAAAGGUAUACUUGGAAAGGAUAUUGAGGAAGCCAGAAAUUGAUGCAUUUGCUGAAGAAUUGAAAGCACACCAGAAAGCUCUUUUACCAGAUAAUGUCACUGUGCUAGAUCGUGCCAUGAUUGAGCAUAACCUUUUGAGUGCAAGCAAGCUCUAUACAAACAUAAGUUUUGAAGAAUUAGGCACUUUAUUGGGUAUAGCACCACAAAAGGCUGAAAAGAUAGCUUCACGGAUGAUAUACGAGGAUAGAAUGAGGGGAUCAAUUGAUCAGGUUGAAGCUGUCAUUCAUUUUGAAGAUGACACUGAAGAACUGCAACUGUGGGAUCAGCAGAUUGUGGGUUUGUGCCAAGCACUCAAUGAUAUCCUUGACAGCAUGACAAGUAAGGGCGUUAUGGUACCAGUCUGAAUGGACAGUCCUACGCAAGCAUGCAACCCGAUGGCUGACAAAGCUCAAGUACGGUGGCUCCCACACCCAAGUAAACCGGCUUUUUGAUUUUAGGGAGAUUUUUCAUGGAAGAAACACUGUGUAUUGUUCAUGGAUCUGGAUUUCAACAGAAGAAAAAGAAUAGGAAGGAAAUAUCAUUGCUUUUUCUUUCAUUUUCCUUGGCAUUGGAUUGUCUUAUUUCAUUAUCAUCAUCAUUAUUA